GGGAGGUUGCGACCUCCAAUGGUGACUUUUUUCGGCUUCUGCACGUCCAAUGAAGAAUUUGGAUGUUUUUGAACUUUCACCAUCUCGAGUUUUGACCGGUGGAGCGUGUUAGACCAUUCCAACUCCCUUUAUAACGCCGCCAAUUAAAUUUGGUUGAUCAGGUACACGGAGGGGGUCCAAAACCAGCGAAGGCCAGAGGAGUUACAGCUCCGAGGUGUUGUAUUGCUGCCUUCCCGUGUCGCUGUGGGAGAAUUUGGGGUGUUUGCAAGCUGAUCCGGAGGGGAUUUCGAUUUCAUCGACGCGGCAGGGAGCGUCGAGGGAGGGAGGGAGAGGAAUGGAGGGGGGAAUUUCUUUUUGGCAGGCGUUGACCCUCUCUUCGAUCGCGGGAUGGGUGGUGGCAGCAUCGACAUUCGAUCUUACCAGGAGGGUCAGAGCACUAACGCAGCCGUUGGUCACGCGCCGGGUGAUCGCAGAUACCCCGGCGAUCCUUCGGUUGCAGAGAUCGCAAAAUGGGUUCUUGGACAAUUUGUUCUCCACGCUGUCAUGCGUUGUGUCCGUUCCCUUCUAUACAGGAUUUCUCCCCAUUCUUUUCUGGAGCGGGCAUUCCAAAUUGGCAAGGCAGAUGACCUUAUUGAUGGCUUUCUGUGAUUACAUCGGGAACUCAAUAAAGGAUCUCGUAUCAGCUCCUAGACCUAGUUGCCCUCCUGUGAGGAGGGUAACUGCCACUGCAGACGAGAAGGAGAAUGCCAUGGAGUAUGGAUUGCCUUCUUCACAUUGUCUGAACACAGUUUGUUUGUUAGGAUAUUUAGUAUUCUAUAUCCUGACAUAUUAUCCACAAAGAGAUGGAAUUGAGAUUGCAAUUUUGUUCGGGCUAGUAUGCUUGCUUGUCUUUCUAAUUGGCAUAGGGAGAGUAUAUUUAGGUAUGCAUAGUGUGACAGAUGUAAUUGCUGGAAUUGGCAUUGGGCUCGCUAUCCUUUCCAUUUGGUUGACGGUCCAUGCAUAUAUUGAUGAGUUUGUCAUCUCUGGACAGAAUGUUACAUCUUUCUGGGCCGGUCUAUCUUUCCUGUUGGCAUUUGCAUAUCCUACUCCGGAAUUGCCAACCCCAAGUUUUGAGUACCACGCGGCCUUUGAUGGUGUUGCAUUUGGAAUAGUUACUGGAAUUCAACAAACAUACAUUCAUUUUCACCACGAGGGCGUGCCACGUGUUUUCAGCCCUCAACUACCAUUCACAGCUUUCUUCGGUCGGAUACUGGUUGGCAUUCCUACAAUACUAAUCGUGAAAUUCUGCAGCAAGGCUAUAGCCAAAUGGUUGCUGCCUAUUGUCUGCAACACAUUGGGUAUCCCAAUCAUUUCGUCAUCCUAUGUACCAAUGCUGAAGGGAUCCAUAAGCAAGGGAAAACCAGAAGGCAGUAAGCAAUCAGUUUAUGUACCGAAAUUGGUUGCUUUUCUCCCUCAGAAGGCAUAUGAUGUUGACACUGGAAUUAGGUUUCUUCAGUAUGCUGGCCUUGCAUGGUCAGUGGUUGAUUUGGUUCCCUCUCUCUUCUCUCAUCUAAAUUUGUAGCAGGUUUUUAUUCUAUUUUCUCAGAUUUACCACGCAAUAACUUAAUGUAGGAAUGGUUGUAGUUCAAAUCCUCAUGGCGAUUGUGUAUAGCAUUUUUGUGGAAUGUGAAAAAAAAAGCCAAAAAAAAAAAUCAUUAAAUCAA
This is a messenger RNA of Zingiber officinale, 1703 nucleotides long. Its product is annotated as lipid phosphate phosphatase delta-like. Bases 335 to 1561 code for a protein of 408 amino acids. Gene Ontology annotation, molecular function: sphingosine-1-phosphate phosphatase activity. NCBI's taxonomy places the organism in Eukaryota, Viridiplantae, Streptophyta, Magnoliopsida, Zingiberales, Zingiberaceae. The transcript has 8 exons. Gene Ontology annotation, cellular component: endoplasmic reticulum membrane. The record is from RefSeq and is a predicted model, not a curated record.